AUGGCAGACUCAAACUGGUAUCCCUCUUCAUGGAAAUCGAGGUCAGCUGCUCAGAUGGUAGAUUACCCUGACCAACAACAUCUCCAAAGAGUCUUGACAAAAAUCAAUGCUUUACCCCCUCUCGUAACGCCCGCAGAAAUUGAGCGCCUUCGCUUUCAGAUAACUGCUGUGCAGCGGAACGAGGCCUUCUUGCUCCAUGCAGGAGAUUGCGCAGAAAGUUUUGACGCGUGUACUCAACAAAACAUAUCAGCAAAGAUCGGGUUGAUCCUUUCGUUUUCUCUCAUACUUAUUUGGGGUGGACGUCUCCCAGUGGUACGCAUCGGACGCAUUGCUGGGCAAUAUGCCAAGCCCAGGAGCAGCGGAACAGAAACGAUUGACAAUAGAGAGGUUUUGAGUUUCCGUGGUGAUAACGUCAAUGGGCUUGAUCCUAAUGAUCGAACCCCAGAUCCUGAGAGGCUCCUUAGUGCCUACUUUCACUCCACAGCUACCCUCAAUUACGUUCGUGGGCUUCUCACAUCCGGAUUUGCUUCAUUGCAUCACCCGCGGGACUGGUCGCUCUCACAUGUCCGUUCACCGGCGUUACGGUCAGUCGAGUUUGAAAAAAUCACUCGAGGUCUUUCUGAUGCGCUCGACUUCAGCCACACGAUAGGCGCUGACUCAGGUAGGGAAAGUGUGCCCUUUGACCAGGGUGGUGGUCGAGGUGUUCUGGGCGAGAUUGAUUUCUACACGAGCCACGAAGGAUUAAUGCUGGACUGGGAGCAAGCAAUGACACGGGAAGUUAAUGUCGCUGGGUCAGGGCCGUCUCCGCAGGAAAAGGGCUUCUACAAUACUUCUGCCCACUUUAUAUGGGUUGGCGACCGUACAAGACAACUUGAUGGCGCCCAUAUCGAAUAUUUCCGAGGCAUCCGCAAUCCCAUCGGCAUCAAGGUCGGACCUUCAUUAGAAAAUGCGGAGCUAAUCAGGCUCCUACAAAUCGUGAAUCCAAACAAAGAGAGUGGUCGCGUGACACUCAUCACCAGAUACGGAGCGGGAAAAAUCGGGGAUCACCUCCCUGGCCACAUUGAAGCCGUUAAGCACUCUCAACACCCGGUCGCAUGGGUAUGUGAUCCCAUGCACGGAAACACACUUACUUCCAGCAGCGGCUUCAAAACACGUAAUUUUGGGACUGUCAUCAGCGAGCUGACUUCCUGCAUCAGUAUCCACGCUGCAUGUGGGUCUCGGCUUGGCGGAGUCAGUCUUGAGUUCACAGGCGAGCUUAAUGACGAAGGCUUCAGCGUGACAGAGUGUCUUGGAGGAAGCAUGGAGCUCAGCGAGGAACAGCUGGGGCUCAGAUACCAGUCAUUCUGUGACCCCCGACUCAAUUUCGAGCAAUCGCUUGACGUUGCCUUUCUUAUAUCGAACUACUUCAAGGAGGAAAGACUCGGUGAUAAAGGAGAAAACAGUAUAUAUGCCGCCCUUGGAGGAAGAAGAACAAUUUGA
Suillus fuscotomentosus is the source of this 1479-nucleotide messenger RNA. RefSeq names its product DAHP synthetase. The record is from RefSeq and is a predicted model, not a curated record. Lineage: Eukaryota; Fungi; Basidiomycota; Agaricomycetes; Boletales; Suillaceae. Gene Ontology annotation, molecular function: 3-deoxy-7-phosphoheptulonate synthase activity. The coding region runs from base 1 to 1479 and encodes 492 amino acids. The transcript has 16 exons. Gene Ontology annotation, biological process: aromatic amino acid biosynthetic process.